CCGUGAGCUUUUCCUUUCGCCUCUCGCGCCCUCGAUCCCUGCGCGUGAGCUGCCGUUGCUGCUGCUAACAGGUGUUGGGUUACACUCACACAUACACUUUAUCCACGAUGGUGAGAAUCAGCGUCUUGAACGAUGCGUUGAAGAACAUGUUCAACGCGGAGAAGCGGGGGAAGCGUCAAGUGCUCAUCCGCCCUUCCUCCAAGGUCGUCAUCAAGUUUUUGUCCGUGAUGCAGAAGCACGGAUACAUUGGAGAAUUUGAGCUGGUAGAUGACCACCGAGCUGGAAAGAUCGUAGUGGAGCUUAAUGGCAGGUUGAACAAGUGCGGUGUCAUCAGUCCCCGUUACAACGUGGGAGUUGGUGAGCUUGAAGCUUGGACUGCUCGGCUCCUACCUUCUCGCCAGUUUGGUUACAUUGUGAUGACAACGUCAGCUGGCAUUAUGGAUCACGAUGAGGCCAGGCGAAAGAACGUAGGAGGCAAGGUCCUUGGCUUCUUUUACUGAGAGUGUUCAGGGUUAGAUAUCUGAACUUAUUCAAGCCCGCAUUCUUGCGUUGAGGGCUCUGGGUUCUGGGAUCGACCUAAGCGCUAGGGUAGGUGUGGAGCAGGAGUCUGAGCAAAGCCGUUCCUCAAAUUGUGAUUUUCCUGCAAUUUUCGGGAAAAGAAUUCUUCGAAGUACCCUGCACUUAUAUCUAUCAAUCCAAUUCUCGUGCAGCACUCUUUGUAAUACUGUUGUUUAUUUCUCACUAAAUUUCUACCGUCACAAUUUUGGUGGGAGUGGUUUUUA
Molecule: messenger RNA, 782 nt
Organism: Physcomitrium patens
Lineage: Eukaryota; Viridiplantae; Streptophyta; Bryopsida; Funariales; Funariaceae
Product: small ribosomal subunit protein uS8
Biological process (GO): translation
Cellular component (GO): ribosome
Molecular function (GO): structural constituent of ribosome
Source: RefSeq, a predicted model, not a curated record